This is a messenger RNA of Sphaeroforma arctica JP610, 1856 nucleotides long. RefSeq names its product O-acetylhomoserine (thiol)-lyase. Bases 80 to 1453 code for a protein of 457 amino acids. Gene Ontology annotation, molecular function: pyridoxal phosphate binding; transferase activity, transferring alkyl or aryl (other than methyl) groups. The transcript is spliced from 7 exons. Gene Ontology annotation, biological process: transsulfuration. Lineage: Eukaryota; Ichthyosporea; Ichthyophonida. The record is from RefSeq and is a predicted model, not a curated record.
CAGUCACGUUUCUAACGCACAACCUCUGCUCUCAAUUAUUAGUUUGGAGAUUUCUGUAAAACUACAACACUACUACAAUAUGACUCACGAUACCUACGAUGAAGACCGAGAGGGCCAUGGAUUCGCCACCCUUGCUCUUCACCACGGACAACCCUUAGACUCCGAUCACAGAGCUCGCGCUCCCCCAAUCUACCUCUCAUCAUCCUUCGCUUUCAAGUCUGCUGAACAUGGAGCGAAGCUUUUUGCCCUUCAGGAACUGGGGCCAAUCUACACCCGAAUUAUGAACCCCACAAACCACAUGUUGGAAUACAGAAUCGCAAAGCUAGAAGGAUCAAAGUGUGAUCUCGAUGGUGCCCACCCCUCUGCCUUGGUUGUAUCUAGUGGUCAGGCUGCUCAGAUGCACGCUAUGUUGACUAUCUGCCAGACCGGUGACAACUUCCUCGCCAGCAGCAACCUGUACGGAGGCACCUACUCGCAAUUCGCCCACACAUUCCCCGGGAUGGGAGUUAAGGUCAAAUUCUUCGACUGCACCAAGCCUGAAGACAUUGAGAGCCUUGUCGACGACAAUACCAAAGCCGUGUACAUCGAGACCAUCGCCAACCCGUCGUACGCAGUUGCCGAUUUCGAGGCUAUUGCGCGUGUGUGUAAGAAGCUGGAGCUACCCCUCGUGGUUGACAACACGUUUGGCAUGUGUGGCUACGUCUGUCGGCCUUUGAAGUUCGGGGCGAAUAUCGUCGUGGAAUCUUGCACCAAAUGGAUCGGAGGACAUGGUACAACUAUUGGUGGAGUUAUUGUCGACGGGAACAACUUCGACUGGAGUGUCAAGAAGAAGGACGGUACCUCCAAAUUCCCCCUGCUGAACGACCCAUGCCCAGCAUACCAUGGAUUGAACUUCAAUGAGGUGUUUGGGCCUGAGGGCCCCUUUAAGUGCAACAUGGCCUUUAUCUUCCACGCUCGUGUCAUUGCACUCCGUGAUAUGGGUGGAUGUCAGAACCCCUUCGGCAGUUUCCAACUGCUCAUGGGUCUGGAAACUCUUGGUCUAAGAGGUCGUGCACACUGUGACAACGCCAACCGCUUGGCUGCGCACCUCGAGUCCCACCCAGAGGUCGAGUGGGUGAGUCAUCCGUCGCUCGAGUCUCACCAGUCUCACAACCAGGCCAAGACGUACUUCCGCGAGGGCAAGUUCGGAUCAGUGCUGUCCUUCGCGCUGAAGGGUGACGGAAAGACGCGCGGCGCUAAGUUUAUUGACGGUGUGAAGCUGGCUUCGCACUUGGCCAAUGUGGGGGACGCCAAGACGCUUGUGAUCCACCCUGCAUCCACCACCCACCAGCAGCUGUCAGCCGAGGAGCAGGAUGCGGCGGGUGUGUCGCCUGGCAUGAUCCGUGUGUCUGUGGGUGUGGAAGACUACGAGGACAUUGUGGCCGACUUUGAACAAGCCAUCCAGCAAGCCUAGAGGUGCAGUGCGUGAGUGAGUGAGUGAGUGCGGCACUAGUAAGAUUAUUAGUAUGAGAAGAAGGCUGGGUGGUACGUGGGAGUGCGUCUCGGGCCCCUCUCUAGCCAACAUACUCCUGGCCGAUAUAUACGUGUAAAUAUAUAUAUAUAUAUAUAUAUAUCUGUAGUGGAUCAGUCUGACAGGUCAUUUGGCAAGGCAGAACAGAACACCUUGUGCACAGUAGAAUGCACUCAUAUGGUGCCAUGCCCAGUGUGACUAGAUAAACCCAACACCGCACAUACGGCAAGCCGCCAACGGCUGACCGGCUGCUUAACACUUCUGGUGACUACAGAGGACUGUGCGCGAGCGCGAGAAUGUAUUGCGGUGAAAUAAACUAUGCGUAAGACCCAUCAACGGUAGUUGC